AAUUACACCCAGAUCAUAGAAUUCGUUUUUGAAGGCUUAAGGUAUCAUCUUUAGCUGCAAGUCUUCCUUUUCUUACCAUUUCUCCUUUUUUACCUCAUUACUAUGACAGAAAACUUGGGCAUGAUUGUUCACAUCUGGCUUGAUUCCCGCUUUCACGCACCUAUGUACUUUGUCCUCAGCUACCUGUCCUUUGUGGACAUCUGCUUCUCAUCCAUUGUGGGCCACAAGUUGCUCACUGAAUUCUUUGCUGAAAGGAAAGCCAUCUCUUUCUUGGGCUGUCCCUUGCAGCAGUGGUUCUUUGGGUUCUUCGUAGUCAUUGAGUGUCUUCUCUUGGCUUCCAUGGCCUAUGACAAUUAUGUGGCCAUCUGUAACUCAUUGUUGUACUCAAACAUGUUAUACUCAGUUGCUAUGUCCCAGAGGCUCUGCAUCCAGCUAGUGGUGGGUCCCUAUGUCAUUGGACUCAUGAACACCAUGACUCACACAACAAAUGCAUUGCAUCUCCCUUUUUGUGGACCUAAUGUCAUCAAUCAUUUCUUCUGUGAUAUGUCCCCCUUACUUUCCCUUGUAUGUGCUGAUACAAGGCUCAAUAAGUUGGCAGUUCUCAUCAUGGCUGGAGCUGUGGGAGUCUUCAGUGGUCUGACUAUCCUGAUCUCCUACAUUUACAUCCUCAUGGCCAUCCUGAGGAUCCGCUCUGCUGAUGGGAGGUACAAAACCUUUUCUACUUGCUCUUCUCACCUGACAGCUGUUUUCAUCCUGUAUGGUACCCUUUUCUUUAUUUAUGUAUGUCCUAGUGCAAGUUUCUGCCUGGAUCUCAAUAAAGUGGUGUCUGUGUUUUACACAGCAGUGAUUCCUAUGUUGAACCCACUUAUCUACAGCUUGAGAAACAAGGAAGUCAAAGAUGCCAUCCACAGGACUUUCACUCAGAGGAAGUUUUGCAAGGCCUAA
Messenger RNA from Pongo pygmaeus (Bornean orangutan), 945 nucleotides. Its product is annotated as olfactory receptor-like protein HbA1. Gene Ontology annotation, biological process: G protein-coupled receptor signaling pathway. Gene Ontology annotation, molecular function: olfactory receptor activity. Gene Ontology annotation, cellular component: membrane. The record is from RefSeq and is a predicted model, not a curated record. NCBI's taxonomy places the organism in Eukaryota, Metazoa, Chordata, Mammalia, Primates, Hominidae.